Molecule: messenger RNA, 3984 nt
Organism: Eimeria maxima
Lineage: Eukaryota; Apicomplexa; Conoidasida; Eucoccidiorida; Eimeriidae
Exons: 6
Coding region: 1-3984 (1327 amino acids)
Source: RefSeq, a predicted model, not a curated record
AUGCGCCGCCACCGCCAUGUGGGGGAUUCCCCUCCUCUGCAUCUUCGUCGUGUCUUCCCUCUUCUAAGCAGCAGUACUAGUAGUAGUAGUAGUAGCAGCAGCAGCAGCAGACAGUACCCAGAGAGGCCCCCCCUGAGGCUUCCUCCUACAAAGAGGGCCCCCCCACAUACAGCAGCAGGUGACUGGCCGCAACGCAUCCUACCGCCAGCAGCAGCAGCAGCCGCACGAGCAGCAGCAGGUGUAGGCCAUCAGCAGCACAAACAGCAGCAGCAGCAGCAGCAGCAGCAACCGCACCGCAGACGAGUUAUCCUGCAGGAAGGCCCCAGGGCUUCGGCAUCAGCAGCAGAGCCCCGUGCUGCUGCCGCUUCUGUUGCAUGCAGGGAGGAAGCAGCAGCUGCAAGAUGCAUUGCAGCAACAAAUAUACAAACUGCAGCAGCAGCAACAACAACAAGCCAGGCUGCAACAACAAAAAGCGUGCAGCUAACACCAGCAGCACGCAGAGGUAGGGGAGAAGCAGAAACACCACCACCGACAGCAAGAAACGCAGCAGCAGCAGCAGCAGCAGCAGCAGCACCAGUAGAUGAAAAGGACGUCCAGGGGAAGGGUAAGCACAUACCAGCAACAGCAACAGCAGCAAAACAAAAUGCAACAGCAGCAGCAAUAUUAUCAGCAGCAGAUAAAACGUUAAGAGUGCAUGCAGAGCCAGCAGCAGCAGCAGCAGGUGCUGCUGCUGCUGCAAGACGCACUUCUGCUGCAGCAUCAGCAAAUGUAUCUGCAGCAAAGAGUCAUGGAGAAAGGGAAGCAACAGUAGCAAAGACUGCUGCUGCUGCUGCUCCCGCUGCUGCUGCUGGUGGCGCUGCAGACACGUCUUCCCGGGUAAGGAAUCCAGCAACGAACAGCACAGCAACAGCAGCAGCAACAACAGCAGCAACAGCAGCAGCAACAGCAGCAGCAACAGCAGCAGCAACAGCAGCAGCAACAGCAGCAGCAACAGCAGCAGCAACAGCAACAGCAACAGCAGCAGAAGCAGGCAAAGCUGCGCCACAGAGAGAGUCUGCGGCAACAGCAAGGCCUGCAGCAUCAAGUGAGUCACCGGCAGCAGCAGCAGCAGCCUGCACCACCGCAGCAGCAGCGAAGACCCCAGUAGCAGCAAACACUUCAGCAGCAGCAGCAGCAAACACUUCAGCAGCAACGGGAGCGAGGCUCGCUACACCUCGUGAGCCAGCAGCAGUAGCAGCAGCAGCACCAGCAGCAGCAGCAACGGCAACAUACCAGGGAACUAAGAGAACGGUCGUGUUAACUAGCAGGCCUCAAUCUGCAGCAGCAGCAACAGCAACAGCAGCAGCAGCAACAACAACAGCAACAGCAGCAGCAGAAGGAAGAGGGAGGCCGCGGGGAGCUCUUGCAAGUGUUGCUGCUGCUGUCUCUGCUGCAGAUGAACAUCGAAGGGAGGGGUCUGCGGUCUCUACGGGUUUGCCUUUUGUAAUUUGCGACUUGAGCAGAUAUAGCAAGGGACAGAUAGGUUUUCGCUGGCGCACUGCAGAGGAAGCUGCUGCGGGGAUCGGGGGUCGCUUUUGUGGGGGCAGCAGCUGCCGCACGCAGAAGAAGCAGAGAGACACUGCAGCAGCUCUGCUGCUGCUGCAGCAGCAAAUUGCUGCUCUACGCAAGGAGAGGGGGUUACCAGAGGAAGACUUCCUUCGUGCUGCUCUGCUGCAGCGCAACAAAGAGAAGGAAGCAGCAAAAGCAAGAGUAAAGGAGCUGCAAGCAGCAGCAGCAGCUACUGCUUCUGAUGCGCGAUCUGCUGCAUUUGCUGCAGCAGCAGGCAAAGCAAACGAAGACCGCAGCAGCAAACGGCUGGCAGACGCUGCUGCACGUGCUGCUGAUCGGGCUGCUGCUGCUGCUGCUGCACUCGAAGAAGCAACCCAGGCAGCUGCAGCAAAGACUGCAGCAGCAGAGGAAGCUGCAGCAGCAGUAGCUGCUGCUGCCCCUGCUAUUGACCUUACCGAAGAUCAUAAGAUGCGCCGCCUCCUAGAGCAGCAGCAGCAGCUACAGCAGCAGCAGCAAGCCCUCGUGCAGUGUCGCGUCUGCGUACGCUGCGCCUUUAAGCUAAAUUAUGAUGCUUUAAGGAAGGAGACACACAGAGAGGAGACAAGGAGACGCCUAGAGAAGCAGCAGCAGCGGCUGCUGCGGCAGCUGCAGCGGCUUGAGAAGAGAAGCAAAUCUGGCAGCCGCAGUCGCAGUCGCAGCAGCAGCAGCAGCAGCAGCAGCAGAUUGCUUACUAGCAAAAAGAAGCAAGAACCGACCCCGCAGCGUUCACGCGCUGUGUGCCAACCUGUAACUGAGACAGAGAUCAUCCGAUGCAGCAGCAGCAGCAGCAGAAGCAGCAGCAGCAGCAGAAGUCGGAGCAGAGGCAACAGCAAAUGCGCCAUUGAGGCGUUAGUAAUCAGCAGCAGCAGCAGCGGCAACAGCAGCGACUCAGAUGCUUCCGUUGUGUACAGAGGGCAGCAGCAAGCUGCAUGCAUCAAGGAGACUUCCCCACAAAGUGCAUCGCCAGCAGCUGCUGCGCAUGCAACAGCAGCCACAGCAUCAAAGGCAGCAGCAGCAGCAGCAGCACCAGGGGUUGCAGCCGCACAGACACCUUCCCGAACGCCUCGCAGCAGAAGUCGCAGCGGGCAGCAGCUGCAGCAGCAGCAAAAAGAGCACCAACAGCAGCAGCAACGGCAGCAGCUGCAGCAACAGCCCCCUCAGAACGACCGCGCAGCAGCGAACCUCCUCUUGGCAGCAGCAGCUCCCCUGUCCUUCAACCUCAAAGCAGCAGCAGCAGCAGCAGCAGCAGCAGCAAAGGCCGAUAUGUUCAAGACAAAGAAACCACCAAAGUUGGUAGCCACGUUGGGGCCAGCUUCAGGCCUGCGCCCCACAGCAGCAGCAGCAGCAACAACAACAGAAACCGCAGCCGCAGCGACAUCAGCAGGAGCCGCAGCAGCAGCAAAUAUCAGGCCCAAAGACGGCGUCGCAGCAGCAGCCGCAGCAGGUAUCCGCAUCAAAGGAGGAGGAGCAGCAGAAGCUGCAGCAAAAGCAACAGCAAAUAUCCGCAUUACAGCAGCAGCAGAUAUCCUCCAGAGAGCAGCAGCAGCAGCAGCAGCAGCAGAUAUAUUCCAUACAACAGCAGCGACACCAGCAGAUACCCCCCUCACAGCAGCAGCAGCAACAGCAGCAGAUUUCCGCCCUACCACUGCAGCGGCGGCGGCAGCAGAUUUCCGCCCUACAACUGCAGCAGCAGCAGCAGAUACCCGCCCUACAGCAACAGCAGCAGAUACCCGCCGGAUAAUAGCAACAGCAACAGCAGAUACCCUCCUGGUAGCAGCAGCAGCAGAUUCCCGCCGUACAGCUGCAGCAGCAGCAGCAGAUAUCCGCCUUACAGCAGCAUCAGCAGCAGCAGCAGACACCCGCCCUACAGCGACAUCAGCAGCAGUAGCAGAUACCCGCCAUACAGCAGCAGCAGCAGCAGCAGGUACCCGCCCUACAGCAGCAGCAGCACCAGGUACCUGCCCUACAGCAGCAGCAGCAGCAGCAGCAGCAGGAAUGGUGGUUGCUUUGGGGCCCUUUGCCGUGGAUAGAAGGGGUACUAGCGCAGGCAGCAAGACAGCAGCAGCACGUCACGGGGACAGAGCCCCCUUCGUGCAGCAGCAACGUACGCAGUUUGCAGCAGCAGCAGCAGCAGCAGGAGACAGCAGGAGGCAGCCAGUGACAUCUGGAGAGCUGCCUCAAGAAGUAGACUGUCCCCACGAUCGUGAUGCAGCAGCAGCAGCUGCUGCUGCUGAUGCGGUUGCUGCUGCAGAGAACGCAGCAGCACAAGAAGCAGCAGCAGCAGCAGCAGAAGAUGAGGCAGUCGUUGCAGCAGCAGACGCAGAAGCUGCUGCUGCUUGCGGUAGCCUUGACUACCACAGGGCCCCAUUAGGUGCCUCUUCCCCCGUGUUGGAGUAG